AUGCGCUUGCCGGCGAUCCUUGCCGGCCUCUUGCUGGUCACCCGGCUGUCCAAGGGCGAGAUCCUGACGCCGCCAUACUUCAACCUGGCUGAAGGCAAAAACAUCAUCGCCUCGGCUACGUGCGGCGUCGACUCCACAGGUCCAGAGCUUUACUGUAAGCUUGUUGGUGCGAACGCCGAUCAAGAUGAAGAUAUUAAUCUAAUACAGGGUCAGGUAUGCGACUAUUGUGAUCCUGAUAAUCCUGAGAAAAGACAUCCACCUGAAUACGCGGUUGAUGGCAUGGAAACUUGGUGGCAAUCGCCGCCUUUAUCCAGAGGGAUGAAGUAUAACGAAGUGAAUCUGACGAUUGAUCUUGGACAGGAAUUCCAUGUGGCUUACGUUUACAUACGAAUGGGCAACUCCCCCCGGCCAGGGCUUUGGGUCCUAGAAAAGUCGAAGGACUACGGCAAGACUUGGUCGCCCUGGCAGUACUUUUCGGAUUCCGCCAGUGAUUGUUUGACGUAUUUUGGUGUAGACAGCCACAAGCCGAUCGUUCGAGACGACAGUGUGAUCUGCACAACCGAGUUCUCGCAGGUUGUCCCGCUCGAGGGCGGUGAAAUUCCAAUCUCGAUUUUGAACAACCGGCCCUCGGCGAAACACUAUUUCAAUUCAACCUUGCUACAAGAAUGGACGCGGGCGACCAACGUCCGUUUCCGCUUUCUCAGGACAAAGAAUUUACUAGGUCAUCUAAUGUCCGUCGUCCGUCAGGAUCCCACUGUUACGAGAAGAUACUUUUAUUCAAUAAAGGAUAUUAGCAUCGGCGGUCGCUGCAUGUGCAACGGACAUGCGGAUACUUGCGACAUUCAGGACCCCAAUAUGCCGAAGAAACUAGUCUGCCGAUGCCAGCACAACACUUGCGGGCCUCAGUGCGCGACUUGUUGCAAGGGCUUCGAGCAGAAGAAGUGGCAGCAGUCCACGGCAUCUAAAAAAUUCACAUGCGAACCCUGCAAUUGUUUCGGACACUCGGACGAGUGCAGCUAUGAUCCGGAAAUGGACGAAAAACACUUGUCGCUGGAUAUUCACGGUAAUUACGAGGGCGGUGGUAUAUGUCAGAAUUGCAAACAUAAUACCGAGGGCAUCAAUUGCAAUCGCUGUAAACCUAGGUUUUAUAGGCCUCGGGACAAACCGCUGAACGCGACCGACGUGUGUCAACCUUGCGACUGCGAUUACUUUUAUUCGACCGGAAAUUGCGCCGAUUCCACCGGGAAGUGCGAGUGUCGGAAAGAAUAUGCCCCGCCGAACUGCGACUCUUGCAAUUACGGGUACUUCGGCUAUCCCACUUGCCGACCUUGCGAGUGCCACUUACAGGGCACCGAUGGUUAUCACUGCGAAGCAACGGAUGGUUAUUGUCCUUGCAGAUUUAAUUACGCCGGUCACUAUUGCAAUCUCUGCGCGGAGGGAUACUACAAAUUCCCCGAUUGCUUACCUUGCGUCUGCAAUCUUCUGGGCGCUAUGAACGGCGUCUGCGAUGUGGUAUCAGGUAACUGCACAUGCAAAAACAACUAUGGCGGCAGAUCGUGCGACAUUUGCGAGGACGGUUACUUCAAUUAUCCUCUUUGCACAUAUUGCAAUUGCGAUGCGCGUGGAACAAAACCCGGCAUUUGCAACAAGAAUGAUGGUGCUUGCUUAUGCAAGGACGGAUACGGCGGUGCUAGAUGUGACCAGUGCAUUCCUGGAUAUUACGGUUAUCCCAACUGUAGACCGUGCAAUUGUAGUUCUGUCGGCUCAUCCAUCAUCAGUUGCGAUUCCGCGGGCAAGUGCUCGUGUCUCACCAAUUUCGCCGGAAGAACUUGCAAUCAAUGCAGUCCGGGAUAUUACAAAUAUCCGGAGUGCAUCGCAUGUAAUUGUGACAGUCAUGGCUCGAUCGGUGUGUCCUGCGACAGCGAGGGUAAAUGUCAAUGUCGGGAAAACUUUGACGGUAUCCGAUGUGAACAAUGCAAAGAGGGUUACUACAACUUCCCCACCUGCGAGGGUUGCAAUUGUGAUCCGGCCGGCAUAGUUGCGACCUUUCAAGGUUGCGGAUCUCUACCGCCUGGCGAACUUUGCCAAUGUAAGGAUCGAGUCGAGGGUAGAAUAUGCAACCAAUGCAAGCCACUCUAUUGGAAUCUGCAGCCUUACAAUCCGGAUGGUUGCGAAGACUGCCAUUGUAACAUUCCCGGAGUCAUUGGCAGCAUCGGCGAGUGCGACACUAAGACUGGACAGUGCAUAUGCAAGCCUGGAGUGACUGAUAGAGGAUGCAGCAGAUGUAUCGAUGGAACAUACAAUCUUCAAGAGAGCAAUCUUUUCGGUUGUUCGGACUGUGCAUGCGAUGUCGGUGGUUCCGUGAAUCUGAUAUGCGACAAGCAAACCGGCCAGUGCCCUUGCCAACCACGAGUGACCGGUAUAACAUGCAAGGAGCCUUUAAAGGCGCACUAUUUUCCUACGCUUCAUCAAUAUCAAUACGAGGCUGAGGACGGCAGAACUCCUAGCGGCAGCGCCGUCCGUUAUGGUUUUACGGAAGAUCUCUUCCCUGGCUUCAGUUGGAAAGGUUACGCUGUGUUCUCCGCUCUGCAGGACGAGAUCGUGCUGGGUGUCGGCAUCGGCAAGUCCUCGCUUUACCGAAUGGUUCUACGCUAUGUCAACCCUAAUAAUGAGCCGAUUCUCGGCACCAUUACUAUCACUCCCGACAAUCCAACCGAGGUAGAGCAGCACUUUAAAGUCAAUUUCAAACCGACCAGCCAACCGUCUUUUGUAACAGUUGCCGGAGCGCAUGGCAAUCAUCCAUCGCCUAUGGUGAUGGAUCCUGGACAUUGGUCUAUCAAAAUUGCUACGGAAAAGAGUUUGUUCCUUGACUACUUUGUCCUAUUACCAUCUGAAUACUACGAAGGUGGCAUACUAACGCAAGAUGUGAAUAUACCCUGCGAAGUCGGUUACAGGGGACUCUGCAGACACUAUGGAUAUCCCAAUUUGAUACGGUUUGACUCGGUUUAUGGUGGCGGCGGCUUCCUUAGCGAGAACAAUCUCCGAAUUCCAUUAACAGAAUAUUUCACUGAUCACGAGGCUCUGCAAGAGAUUGGCAAAGAGGAAGUACCGCUCAUCAAUAAUCAACAAGAGGAGAUCCACUUCGAACUGAGAAUUAGCAAACCUGGUCCCCAUGUUCUCGUGGUGACUUAUGUUACAUCACGAGACGAGCAAUCUACGUCAAUAUUAUUAAUUGAGGCCAAUACCGUCGGCAAGGGCAAAGUUACUUUAAACCCCUGCAAAUAUACUAGCACCUGCCGACAAGUCGUUACUGAUACUUAUGGUAAGGUAGCCGUCAUGAACUUUCCGUCAAAUUAUGUCAGCUUGGUGUUAACUGGCGAACCGGCUUCCAAUGUUGGGAUUGACUCGGUAGUAGCAAUUCCCUAUAAUCAGUGGUCACUGGACUAUGUGGAGCCCAAAUCCAUAUGUGUGAGGAAGGAUGGUAAAUGUAUACAGGGACUGUUCUCUGGCGCAGCUGAUGCCAAGAAGAUUGAGUUUGAAACGUCCAGCGGCGUUCUCGAGGCCAAACAUCGACCUUCUGGUAUUUACGAUAACGUUACUAAGUUGAUUUACUUAGGUGAUGAUGACGCAAUGGUGGAUAUUCGUGCAAAUGUGUCUCAGCAGGGAGAUUACGUUUUCGUGAUACAAUAUUAUCAACCAGACCAUCCCGAGUUCGAAUUGGACGUGCUAGUGCAGAACGGCAAGUACUAUGAAGCAAAGGUGCCGGUUCCCCACUGUCCUAGUAAUAGCGGUUGCCGCAGCAUCGUACGUCAGAUUGAUGGUGGCGGUACCAGAUUCCAAUUGAUCGAGAACUUUAUGCUGACGCUAAAGGAGCCCGGUGAUGGCCGCGGUAUUUGGCUGGAUUAUAUCCUGGUGAUACCGGCAGAUCAAUAUAACGAAAAAAUUCUCGGCAAACUACAAUUUGAUCGGACUAAGGAGUUUAUCAAGCGUUGCGGUAACAAUCAUUUUCAUAUCAACGUCACCGAGGAUGGUUUCUGUCGCGAUUCCAGUUUUUCGCUGACAGCCAAUUACAAUAACGGCGCACUACCGUGCAACUGUGAUGUCGAAGGCUCCACUAGUUUCGAAUGCGAUAAGUUUGGCGGUCAAUGUCCUUGCCGACCGAACAUCAUCGGCAGACGAUGCGAGAUCUGUCGGACAGGUUUCUAUGGCUAUCCUAGAUGUAGACCAUGCAAUUGCCCUACGACCGCGCUCUGCGAACCAAACAGUGGUAGAUGUAUCUGCCCGCCACGAGUGACAGGUCUUAGGUGCGAUCAAUGCGAGCUUGGUACAUAUGGAUUCCAUCCAAUUAUCGGCUGCGAAGAAUGCAACUGCUCGCCUAUGGGCGUUCUGGACGGUGAUCGGCAGUGCGACCUAUUCGAUGGCGGCUGUCGUUGCAAAGAGAACGUGGUGGGUCGUCAAUGCGACCGCUGCCGUGCCGGCUACUCACAAUUCCCGCAUUGCGAGCGCUGCGACUGCGACUCGCGCGGCACUACCAGUGACAUUUGCGAUCAGUAUACAGCUGAGUGCUUCUGCAAGGAGAACGUCCAGGGUUCAGCGUGCGAUGUAUGCCGUGAAGGCACUUUCGAUAUUCAGGCUGACAAUGAGGACGGCUGUACCAAAUGCUUCUGUUUUGGCAAGACCACCAGAUGUGCCUCUGCGAGCCUCUAUUGGACUCAUCUUAUGGACAUGGCUAAUUGGGAAAUAGUCGCGCCCGUAGAUAAAAAUGGCGAUUUCACUAAUCUGUCGACCUAUCCUGAGGAUAAUGCCACUACAAUUAAAGUCUCUCUUAGCAAUAAUGAUACUUACGAGAAUAUUGUCUAUUUCUCAGUGCCUGAUACAUAUCUCGGUAAAAAAUUGACUUCCUACGGCGGAUAUUUCAACUAUACCGUUUACUAUAGUACGGGACCCUUCGGUAAGGCUGUCAGCGCCGCUGAUGUGGUUCUUCAGGGUGCCAAUACUACCCUGUUCUACUAUUCUGACGAACAGCCGCCGUCUUUUGUAAACUUCAGAUCUUCCGUUCGUCUCGUUGAGACUAACUUUUUAACUAGCAAUAGACUCAGCGCUACGAGAGAACAAUUUAUGGUAGUUCUAGAAAAUCUACGCGGAAUUUAUGUACGUGCUACAUAUUGGAGUCCCAGCUUAAUGGCAACAUUAGCGUACGCAACUUUGGAUGUCACAACGGAACAGUAUUCCGCGCAAUAUAAUGUUCCAGCCAGCAGUAUCGAGCAGUGCCAAUGUCCACCCAAUUACCAAGGACUUUCAUGCGAAGAAUGCGCACCUGGCUACUACAGAGUUAAAUCAGGACCGUACGGAGGAUAUUGCGCGCCGUGUCAAUGCAAUGGCCAUGCGACCAUAUGUGAUGUGAACACUGGAAUUUGUCAGAAUUGCAAGAAUGGCACCACCGGCGACCAUUGCGAGUUCUGUGAACAGGGCUAUUAUGGUAACGCCACAGUGGGAACACCGUCUGAUUGUUUAAUUUGCGCGUGCCCACUACCGGUUACUUCUAACAACUUCGCCACUGGCUGCGAGGUAAAUGACGAGGGCAAUAAGAUUAGCUGCGACUGUCUACCUGGAUAUUACGGCGCCCGUUGCGAGGCUUGCGCUGCCGGUUACUACGGCAAUCCUGAAGUGUACGGCGACUAUUGCAAGCUGUGCGAAUGCUCUGGCAAUAUAGACACCAAUCAGUUCGGCUCAUGUGACAGCAUCACUGGUCAAUGCUUGCAAUGCCUGAAUAAUACAUAUGGCGAGGCGUGCAAUUUGUGCGCGCCUGGAUUCUUCGGCGAUGCCGUACAGCGAAAGGACUGUCGCAGCUGUGUGUGCGAUGAGUGCGGGAUGGAGCACUGCGAUAGCUACAGCGGCCAAUGCUUCUGUCAAGAAAACGUGAUCGGCGAGCAAUGUGAUCGCUGCGCGCCCGAUCAUUAUGGCUUCAGCGCUUGUGAAGGCUGCAGGCCCUGCGAAUGCGGUCCAGCCUCAGAGAGCAGCCAGUGUGAUGAGGAGACGGGACAGUGCAAGUGUAUGCCGGGUGUCACCGGUCGCAGAUGCGACCAAUGCAUUCAAGGAUAUUGGAACUAUGAAUCAGAUGGAUGCACAUCUUGUGAAUGUCACACUGGUUAUUCUGUCGGCGUAUCUUGCAAUACAACCACCGGCCAAUGUACCUGUCUACCAGGUGUGAUUGGUGAAAAAUGCGACCAUUGUCCGUAUCGACAUGUGCUUAUACCGGCGCAAGGUUGUUUCUCCUGCGGUUCUUGUACGGGGAAUCUUCUGGAUGUCACAGAUGAAUUGGAAGAUUUAUUGCAACCCAUUUCGCGCGAAUAUAGUACCGUUGCGGAAGGUUACUUUACAAACCAACGACUCAAAUUUAUCAAUGAUACAGCCAACGAGCUUUAUCCUGAAGUUCAAUCGCUAGAUCCAAGUCGAGUAAACUUGCAGCCAUUACAAAAGAAAUUAAAGGACUUGGAGCAUAUAGUGUAUAAUCAGAAACGACAGAUUGACUUCACCGCCGAAGACAGUAUCAAGUCAAAGAACGAUGCGGAAAACACACUGCGGGAUAUGAAUACCUUGGAUGAAGAUGUGGCACGCAAGAUUGAUUUAGUAAAUCUAAUUGUAUCGGAGGUGCAAUCAUUGGUAUUGAAUAUUGAAUUAGGAACAGCCGCCAAGCUCGAAAGUGCCCUAAACGAGGCAAAGGAGAUUCUGAAGAAAAUCCAAGACGUUUCCUUCGUCAAGUUCCGAGACAAUGCCGUGGACCAAGCCGACCAGGCCAACAUUCUAGUUUCCGAGAUGCAGCAGUACAAUUUUCCGGUCAGCAAUUUAAGCUUCGCUGCAUCUGAUCUUAGCAAUAGGAUCAAGAACGCUAGCGCCAAGAUGGAUGAUUUGCUAGAUAUUGCGCAAACGGCUCAAGAAUCGGCCAGCAUGGUCGAUAAGUUGAAUCGAGAGAACAGAAUCGCAGCGCAGACUGGUAACUUGGACGUGGUGAAAAAUUCCACGGCUGAAGCAAAGGAAGAUUUAGAAGCCGGCGAGAAGCUCAACAAAAAUGCCAGCCAGUUCCUUAAUGACGCUAAAGCCAACAUCGUUAUUCUGCAAACCAAUGCCGUUGGCGACACGGCUGCUCAGUUGAACAAUACCAUCGUCCACAACGAUCAAAUGUUAUUCGAUCUAACUGAACCGAUACAGAGAGCUCAUUCUCAUGCAGUAUAUUUGUAUAAUCGUUCGUUGGAACUGGAUAGUUUGUUAACUGAUACUCGCAAUACUAACGCCGUGAGAGCCGUUUCAGCAUACAGAGAUAUCGAAAUCGCUAUUCAAGCUGCGAAAGACGCUGCGGACGAUGCUAUAAACGCUGCUGAGAAUGCAACAUUAUUAUCUGCUGGAAUCGAGCAAAAGAUAUUGGAUUCUCGACAAGAAUGCUUUAAGUUAUUCUCCGUCGCACAACUCGCUCUAAUGAAGGCAACUGAACAGCCAGAGAAUGAUUUGCGAGAUGCAACAAACAACGCGACCUUGAUCGAUAACCAAAACAACCUCAACAAGGAACUUCUCGAUUCUAUUGACAAGACCCUCGGCAAUAUUCCUUUACAGUCGUUCUCAAUCGCGCAUGAUGCCAUGAAUCAGGCUGUGAACGUCGAGCACGACAUCAAAUUUGCCAUCGACAACAUGAACGGUAUCGUGGAUCAGAUUCCGGAGGACUUGCGAGAGACAAAGCAGCUGUCGAAAAAUACUUCAGAGUCGAUCCGCGACAUAUCGCAGGCAAAGAAACAGCUAGAUAUUGUCGACAAAAUGACGCCAAAUAUUAUUAAUCUGCUAAAAAGUUUAAAUAAUAAUCAAAAAUCGGUUGAUACGAUCGGAAACGACCUGCAGAGCAGGAUCGAGGCUUUGAGGAACAAGAUUGCGAAUGCACGAGAACUAGCGAAUCGAUACAAGACUGGCUUGACCUUCUAUAGAAACACUACUCUAGAGUUGAAGAAUCCAGAGAGUCUGCCAUUACUAGCCACAUCUACUAUGAUCUCUCUGUAUUUCAGAACCAACAAGACUAACGGUUUCCUAUUAUAUCUCGGUAAUGAGGAAACAGUCAAACUAGCACGCUCUACGACGUAUGAUUUUAUGGCGCUAUUGAUCGAAAGCGGAUAUCCCGUACUUAUAGUUGAUUUAGGAUCUGGACCCGAAAAGAUAAUUCAUAACAGAUUUGUAUCGGAUAACGUGUGGCGGCAGAUAAUUAUCGACAGAACUGGCAAGAACGUUAAAUUGAUCGUUCGCGAAGAUAUCGGUGAAGGCAAGGAUGCAUUAUACGAAAAGGAGCGAGUGCUAUCGGGCUCUUAUUAUAUCUUCAAUGUAGAUCAGGAGCAUUCAAAAUUGUUUGUCGGUGGAUUUCCGUCGUCCUUCCACAUUCAAGAUGCCGUGACCACAGCCUCAUUCGAGGGUGAGAUGGAAGAGCUAAUAGUAGGCGAUAUACCAGUGUCUUUCUGGAAUUUUGUCGACGGUGAGAACAACUGGAAGAGUGCAUUUGAGCGCGACAAGCUCAUCAACUUUGCACCGAGUAGGGGAUAUCGCUUCGAUCGACACGGAUACGCAAUCCUCAGUAAGAGAGGUUCGCAGAUCACACCAGAUACCAGAAAGUUCAUUAUCAAAUUAUCCUUCAAGACCCUCACAGAAGAUGGAUUGAUUUAUCUAAUGGGCAAAGGCAGGCAAUUCUUAUCACUGGAAAUAAAAAAAGGUCGAAUAUUGUAUCAGUACGAUCUUGGCGAAGGUGUGAUUGGCUUGCAAUCCAACGACAGAUAUAAUGAUGGUAAUUGGCACACCUUGGAAGCCAUCAGACAGGACACAAGGGGUGCGCUGAAAAUCGAUGACCACACGGUCGCGUCGAGACAAGAGCAAGGAACCACCAAGCCUUUGGCUACAUCGGAUCACAUUUAUUUCGGUGGAUAUCCGCCUAAUGUAAAACAUCAUUAUCAUACAGUUACCAAUAACGGCUUUGAAGGUUGCAUCGAUGAUGUUGUCAUCCUCGAUACUUCAGUCGAUCUUACUCACAACAUUCAGGCAUUUGGAGUUAUACCUGGUUGUCCAGUCAGGUUUGCUAGGCUCGUCUCGUUCGAGGAAAACAUGCCUGGCUACGUGAGGUGGCGCAACUUAAUAUCCAACGAUCUCCAAGUAAAUCUUAAAUUUAAAACUUUAGCCAAUGACGGUCUAAUUUUCUACGCGACCAAUGAUGAUCAAGGAAAUCCAGCCAGCAGUUUCUUGUCGCUAAUAGACGGUCAGCUGGUAUUUAAUAGCCAAGGUGAAGUACUUAGGACUAACCCGUCCGAUGUCAACUUCAAUGAUAAUGAGUGGCACGUAGUGACUGCCACUCAUAGCCAAUCAGAUCUCAGUCUUGACAUCGACGACACAAAGAGUUAUAGCACCAACUCGGCGCCGCCACCGCUGAACUUCCUCUAUGGCAGUCUAUAUAUCGGCGGAUUGCCGUUGACUCUCGACCUUGUUAAUACUGUGCCUUUCGUCGGUUGCAUCGGCGACGCGACUGUCAACAGCAAGAUCAUUAUCAAUUUUGCCAACACGACUGAGAGGCCGCAUGCGUUCCUAGGAAAAUGCAAGGGUGGCGAUCAAACACCUUUACCGCCAAUCGUCGAACCUGAAUUUUUGCCACCGUUGCUGCCGUCAGAAGUUCCUGAAGAUUCGGUGGAAUCGUCAACUCAAAUCAAUAUCAUAGACGUCGACUUAGAAAAGGAAGACGACAAGGAUGAAUGGGAAGAACCAAAGUUGGAAGGACGAGUUGAUGUUGAAAAAUACGAUACCACUACCACGACUACUACACAGCAACCUCAAACUGUCGAUGAAUGUCACUUCCCAUACUAUCCAGCUGUGGAUCCUGAUGUCAAGAAUUCUUGGCGAUUUGGCGUCGCGAAGAACAGUAGAUUAGAAUAUAGAACACUGAAGGGAAGAUACAAGGACGAUUACGAUUUCCAAAUCGAUAUAAAAACAACAGCGGAGAAUGGAAUUAUAUUCUACGCUUCCGGUCUCAAAAAUACGAACUUGAUCGCCGUGUACAUAUUUAACGGAAAGGUUCACUACAUAUUCAACUGCGGAAGCGGCUCGGCGUUAUUGGUAAACGACAAGUUAAUCAAUGACGAUGCAUGGCAUAUAGUAGUUUUCAAGAGACAAGGUAAAUAUGGCUCACUGACUGUAGACGAAGAGACCCCAGUGACGGGAUACUCGCUGGGAGACGCCACAACCAUCAACGUUAAUCCACCGUUCUUCGUGGGAGGUAUUUUGCCAGAAAUGUCCAGCAUCGCGCAUACAAACAUUACUAUCAAUAAGACAUUUAACGGCUGUCUAGCAAAUUUCAUGAUGAACGGCCAAACUGUUGGAGAACCACCAGAGAAAAUAGGCGUAAUACCUUGCUCGAGCAGAGUCGAAAAUGGUAUCUUCUUUUUCCCAGGAAAUGGUAGUAACUUGUAUAAAGCAGUUGAUAGAUUCAACGAUGUAGGCACGAUUGAGAUCGAGAUGGACAUAAAACCACGCUCGACGUCCGGACACUUGCUAUCGGUACAUGGUAAGAAGGAUUAUCUUGUGCUGGAGAUGAUCAAUGGUACCAUCAAGUUUGUCGUAAAGACACAAAAAGGCUUGAUCGAGACCUCUUAUGAGCCGCCGAAAUCAAACUUCCUAUGCGACGGUCAAUGGCAUCAUAUUACAGCCUCCAAACAGAAGAAUGCAGUAUUGCUGGCAAUCGAUCAUAAACCGUUGCCGCCCGCAGUUAGUAACUCGAAUAUGGGUAGAGUCGUAUCAAAGCAACCGAUAUACAUCGGUGGCCAUUUUCUACUUAGAAGAGGAUUGCAAGGCAGCACCUCGAAGACUCAAUAUGUCGGCUGCAUUAACAACAUUCAUGUCAACUCGAAACUCAUCAUCAUCAGGCCCGAGCGAGCCUACGGACAAGUGAUUGCCGGUAAAUGUCCGACUAUUUAAAACGAUCGAAAGGAAUUUCAACGUAUGACGAAAAUUUUAAUCCAAAAUUACAUGAGAGAAUUGUUUUUUUUUUUCUUCAAAACAUUGUUUUCAUUAAUUUCUACAAUGCCUAUAUGCAUGCAAAAAAUAAUACAUAAUAUAAAUAAAUCUGCAUGAAAAAAUCUGAAUUUAUAUAGAUCCUUUAGUUUUUCUCUUUGGAAAAAAUGUUUUUUCAAUUUUCCAAAGAGUUAUAUGAAAAUUUACUUGUACAGGAUAAAGAAAUGUUUGUAACACCAAAGAUAUAUGAUCUAAUAAAAGAGAUAUAAGUUAUAUACUAUAGAUGAGAAAGUUUAUACAGAAAAGGAAGCAAGUCAAAAAUGAGAUUAGAAUAUUUAUAAAAUUUA
Camponotus floridanus (Florida carpenter ant) is the source of this 11366-nucleotide messenger RNA. It is a transcript of the gene LanA, whose product is annotated as laminin subunit alpha. The coding region runs from base 1 to 10983 and encodes 3660 amino acids. Gene Ontology annotation, molecular function: signaling receptor binding. NCBI's taxonomy places the organism in Eukaryota, Metazoa, Arthropoda, Insecta, Hymenoptera, Formicidae. The record is from RefSeq and is a predicted model, not a curated record. The transcript is spliced from 29 exons. Gene Ontology annotation, biological process: regulation of cell adhesion; regulation of cell migration; regulation of embryonic development.